UAGUGUUACACCUGAUGUAAAGAUGGCAGUGAGCGUUAGCCCGAGGUUUCUGUUUAAGAGAAUAAAACACUCCGUGUGUUUCAUUCAGCGCCGUAACCGCGUCAAAACUAAAUGGGCCGGCACCAGACCUAAAGUAGCCUCCUCUGACCUCGCCCUGCAUCACUUUGAUAUGACGUACAGUCUGCAGCUGGGUGAUCUGUGGCCGUCGGUUCGGGUCGGGAUGCUGUCGGAGAAAAAGUAUGGAGCUUUAGUGAACAGUUUCUCCUGUGAUUCAGACGUUAUCUCAGCGCUACAGACUCAGGGCUGCAGAGACUUCAUCAGCACAGCGCUUACAGAGCAUCUCUCUACUGAUCCAGAGCUCCACAACCCCACUGCUGCUCCAAUCACCUCACAUAUCCAGUGCUUCACCUUCCCCAGAGGAGACAUCUCUCGAUUCAGACCUGCACGGUCGGACAGUAACGGGUUAUUAAACUAUUAUCUCCUGGACGCCGCAUCUGUCCUGCCUGUCCUGGCGCUGGACGUCCAGCCGGGUCACUCUGUCCUGGAUCUCUGCGCUGGACCUGGAGGGAAGACCCUCGCUCUCCUGCAGACCCACGAUCUCAGGUUUCUGUGGGCCAAUGACCUGUCAGGGUCUCGAACAGCCCGGCUCCGACGAACCCUGCAGAGCUACCUGCCCACAGAGCUGCUGAUGGAGGGCAAAGUUCACGUCACCUCAGUAGACGGACGGCAGUGGAGGGAUAAAGACGAGAGCACGUUUGACAGGGUUCUGGUGGACGUUCCCUGUACAACAGACAGGCACUCACUGAUGGAGGAGGAGAACAACAUAUUCAAGAGAUCCAGAACCAGAGAGAGACAGAUGCUUCCCUUACUGCAGAUGGAGCUCCUACUGGCAGGUAUCCAGGCGGUUCGGCCAGGUGGGGAUGUGGUGUACUCCACCUGUUCUCUCUCUCAGCUGCAGAAUGAGUGUGUGGUACAGCGGGCGGUUACCGUGGCUCAACAGGAAAUGGGCAUCAGGGUGGAAGUUCAGAACCUCAGCAGCUUCACCCGGCUCUUCUCCCACACUUUCCAUUUUGCCCCUCAGCCUGCAGUGGGGGAACUGGUUUUACCACACCUGUGCGCGAACUUCGGCCCCAUUUACCUGUGCAAACUGCGCCGAAUGAGCUAAAGACCCAAUCAGAGCCCUGCUGCUGAGAACAGGCACAAUACUUCGCCCUAUACCUGCUGGUUUUGUAGGGUAAGCUUGUGUAGUGUAUAAUAAUGUAUGUGUAUAAGAGUGUAUAUCAGUGUUUCAUUGGAUUUGUUCACACAGCAGGUAAAAGUGUAUCAAAUCCAGUGUUUUUUUUGAACAAUGAAACUGAAACACCUCUCAUUUUAGUGUGAGA
This is a messenger RNA of Astyanax mexicanus (Mexican tetra), 1382 nucleotides long. It is a transcript of the gene nsun4, whose product is annotated as NOP2/Sun RNA methyltransferase 4. The record is from RefSeq and is a predicted model, not a curated record. The transcript has 6 exons. The coding region runs from base 23 to 1165 and encodes 380 amino acids. Gene Ontology annotation, cellular component: mitochondrial large ribosomal subunit. Lineage: Eukaryota; Metazoa; Chordata; Actinopteri; Characiformes; Acestrorhamphidae. Gene Ontology annotation, biological process: rRNA methylation. Gene Ontology annotation, molecular function: methyltransferase activity.